GCAGCAUCGGUUUCGGGGGCCAGUCGCACAGCGCUAUGGCCGAGAGCAGCGGGGAAGUGGUAGUGGUGUCAACUUCUGGGGCCAGUAACGGCCUCAGCAAUGGGGCUGGCGGGACCUCGGCGCAGCCCAACCCACUGUCGCGCAAGCUGCAGAAGAUCCUAGAGACGCGGUUGGACAACGACAAGGAGAUGUUGGAAGCUCUCAAGGCACUUUCAUCCUUUUUCGUUGAAAAUAGUUUGAGAACUCGAAGAAAUUUACGUGGUGAUAUUGAACGCAGAAGUUUAGCCAUCAAUGAAGAAUUUGUAAGCAUUUUCAAGGAAGUGAAUCAGGAACUUGAAAACAUAAAUGAAGAUGUUCAAGCAAUGAGCAGCUGUUGUCAAGAUAUGACGAGUCGCCUACAGGCAGCAAAGGAGCAAACUCAGGAUUUAAUAGUAAAAACCACUAAACUUCAAGCCGAAAGUCAAAGAUUAGAAAUCAGAGCACAAGUUGCAGAUGCCUUCUUAUCUAAGUUCCAACUGACUUCUGAUGAAAUGAGUCUUCUCCGAGGUACAAGAGAAGGCCCUAUUACUGAGGAUUUUUUCAAGGCGCUGGGAAGAGUGAAACAGAUUCAUAAUGAUGUCAGAGUUCUGUUGCGUACAAACCAACAAACAGCGGGUUUGGAAAUUAUGGAACAGAUGGCCUUGCUUCAGGAAACGGCUUAUGAAAGACUUUACCGAUGGGCUCAAAGUGAAUGCAGAACAUUGACACAAGAGUCAUGUGAUGUGUCUCCAGUACUAACUCAGGCCAUGGAAGCCCUACAGGAUAGACCUGUUUUAUAUAAGUAUACUUUAGAUGAAUUUGGAACAGCCAGACGAAGUACUGUUGUUCGUGGAUUUAUUGAUGCUCUUACAAGAGGAGGCCCAGGAGGUACACCUAGACCCAUUGAAAUGCACUCCCAUGACCCUUUGAGGUAUGUGGGAGAUAUGUUGGCAUGGCUCCAUCAAGCUACUGCUUCUGAAAAGGAACACCUAGAGGCUCUCUUAAAGCAAGUCACUACACAAGGUGUUGAAGAAAUUAUUCAGGAAGUUGUUGGACAUAUCACUGAAGGUGUGUGCAGACCUUUAAAGGUUCGAAUUGAACAAGUAAUACUUGCUGAACCUGGGGCAGUUUUAUUAUAUAAAAUUUCUAAUCUCCUAAAAUUUUACCACCAUACAAUCAGUGGCAUCGUUGGAAAUAGUACAACUACUUUAUUGACUACCAUUGAAGAAAUGCAUCUGCUAAGCAAAAAAAUAUUCUUCAAUAGCUUGAGUCUUCAUGCAACUAAAUUAAUGGACAAGGUUGAACUCCCACCACCUGAUCUCGGACCAAGUUCUGCACUAAAUCAGACACUCAUGUUGCUGCGUGAAGUUCUGGCAUCUCAUGAUUCUUCAGUUGUACCGUUAGAUGCUCGUCAAGCUGACUUUGUGCAGGUUUUAUCAUGUGUCUUGGAUCCUCUCCUCCAGAUGUGUACAGUAUCAGCUAGCAAUUUAGGCACAGCUGACAUGGCCACAUUCAUGGUCAAUUCACUCUACAUGAUGAAGACAACAUUAGCGCUAUUUGAAUUCACUGACACACGUCUAGAAAUGCUACAAUUUCAGAUUGAAGCACACUUGGAUACACUUAUAAAUGAGCAAGCGUCUUAUGUUUUAACUAGAGUAGGCUUGAGUUAUAUCUACAACACUGUACAGCAACAUAAACCCGAACAGGGCUCUUUAGCUAAUCUGCCCAACCUAGAUUCUGUGGCACUGAAGGCUGCAAUGGUUCAAUUCGAUCGUUAUCUUUCAGCCCCAGAUAACCUGUUAAUGCCACAGCUGAACUUUCUCCUAAGUGCCACAGUAAAGGAGCAGAUUGUUAAACAGUCUACAGAGUUGGUCUGCAGAGCCUAUGGUGAAGUGUAUGCAGCUGUGAUGAACCCAGCCAACGAAUACAAAGAUCCAGAGACCAUUCUGCACAGGCCGCCCCAGCAAGUGCAGACGCUGCUCUCCUGAUGGUGUUAGCAAAAUACCACUUCCCUAAAACACUGAAAGUUGUUUGGAUUUUUAGUCUAUUAAUCUUUACUUUGAGAUUUGAGGUUACAGUUUUCUUUGUAUUACAAGAUUGUAGGUCUCAGUAAUUUUGUUCAUUCUCAAUGAUACAGAAAUAAGUCAUUGUUGACAUGAAUUAGUACUGUUCUAUAUCUGCUCUCUGGAUGGCAAUAUUCUCUUUGUUAGCCACCUGUCCAACUGCAAUUUUCCCGUUACUCUGGGACAUAGAUGUAUGGCAAAAAGUAGUAUGAAAGGCUUGAGGGACUUUUAUACAAGGCUAGUUAUAAAUUAACAUCAUAAAAUUUUGUCUAAACUGAAGAAUUAAUAAAUGUUUCUUUAGCUGAAGAUUCAUUUACUUUCUUAUGCAUUACAGUGCAAGAAGGCAUACUGAUUAGCUUGUUUUUCUCUUAACCUACUCUAUGUCUCUGUCCUCAGACUAACUGUCCUAAUAGGGUUGUUAGAAGAGAGAAAAGCAACUGGAUUGUGCUGCUGGUGUACAGAACAGUGAUCUCCUUUCUGUUGUAUGUUCACUUACAGUAUAUCAUUGGUUACUGGUUUUAAAUAUACAUUCAGCCAAAACAGGGAGAAAAAUAAUUUAAAUAGGGGGAUUCCACUCUAUGGAAGUCAAAGUGACUCAGUGAUUCAGUGAGUUUUAGGUGUUAAGACAACCUGAGGUAAGCAUACAAAGCCCAUGACUAAAGGCUAGUAUUCGUUGUGCAUCAUAAAUCCAAACAACUAUGAAGUUUCCCCAGUGUUGAAACUAACAUGAAUUCUUUUAGAGUAAAAGUGAUGUAUGUCAUCCGUUUUGGUGUAAAUCUGUAAUUUUAGUCUUUUCCCUUCAAUGAAUAUGUGUGAUAUAUAGCAAAAAUAAAGUAUAAUACAGGUAGGAGCUGAAAUUUUACAUAAUUUAUUUCUUCUAUGAGAAAAUAUUGAUAC
Messenger RNA from Castor canadensis (American beaver), 2978 nucleotides. The record is from RefSeq and is a predicted model, not a curated record. Lineage: Eukaryota; Metazoa; Chordata; Mammalia; Rodentia; Castoridae.